This is a messenger RNA of Cricetulus griseus (Chinese hamster), 861 nucleotides long. Lineage: Eukaryota; Metazoa; Chordata; Mammalia; Rodentia; Cricetidae. The record is from RefSeq and is a predicted model, not a curated record.
GAACAGCUUCAAGAAAGCAAUGGACAUUUGAUUUCUGAGCCUAAAGAUCUUGGUAACCUGCAGGGAGCACAGAGACUUCAGAAUGCUGGAGCAGACUGGAGCAAUGCCAGAGAUUGUGUUCCUGUUGGAAAGAGUCUGGACACGCACUCCAGGGCCAAUCCAGAAGUGUCAAGGAAUCAAAGCCCACAAGUUCAUAUAGGAGAAUGGAGUCCCUGCAAAGGACAAGAAACAGCUGGGAGCAUGGCAGAGAAGCUGUCCUCCAGCAGCCUGCUCAGGGACAGAGCUAAAGCAGCCAGCCUUGCACAAUCGGUCAGUCAGGACCCGGCAGGCCACGAGGACUGGGAAGUGGUGUCUAGGCACUCAUCUUGGGGGGAUGUUGGUUUGGGUGGCAGUCUUGAGGGCCUGAGUCAGGGAAUGAAUGAUGGCAGAAGUACUCUUGUGGGAGGAAGAGGCUGGGAAGCAGAUGGGAAGGCGACAUCCCCUCAGCAGGUCAACAUCCAGUUCAAGGUACACUACACCACAAGCACCGAUGUGCAGUUCAUUGCAGUAACGGGAGACCAUGAGAAUCUUGGGGGAUGGACCAGAUACAUCCCACUCCACUAUUGUAAGGAUGGGCUGUGGUCUCAUUCUGUCUUCCUGCCUGCGGACACGGUGGUGGAAUGGAAGUUUGUGUUGGUUGAGAACAGGGAAGUUACUCGCUGGGAAGAAUGCAGCAACAGACUCCUGCAGACUGGCCAUGAGGAUAAGGUGGUUCAUGGGUGGUGGGGGAUUCACUGACUCACAGUGCAAAGCAUCCUAGCGAGAGGCUGAGUCAGAAUGUGGAAGAGGCUAAGGCUGUAGAGCACACUGCAUAAUUUAAAG